AUGCUUACAGCGGUCUGUGGUUCUCUUGGCAACCAGUGCUCGGAGACACCCUGUUCUUCUCCAAACCACUUGGAGCUGCAGCCUCUGCAGACCUACCAGCCUCAACCCAGUUCGGAGAGCGGGGGAGAUUUCCCAUCCCCUCUGCAACCCACAGAACUGCAGCACCUGCCUCUGGCUGGGCCUGACACAGACUAUUCGGCCAGCACUGGAUACGAGCUGCAUGGGUCUUCAAGGCUAGACUUGGACAGUGAAAGUCAGCUGCCCCCGGGCUCAUAUUCUAAGCUCCUGCAGGCAGCACCAGAUAUGGCUCACCACUAUGAACCUUGGUUCCGACCUACGCAUCCUAGCAAUGCCACUGAUGAUGGUGGUGUCAAUCCAUGGUGGGAUCUCCAUGCUGGGUCCAGCUGGAUGGAUAUUCAGAGUGGUCUCCAGCCUCCAGGACACACAGGUGGACUUCAGCCAGCACUGAGUGGCUAUGGCUCCACAGAACAUCAACUCUGUGGCCCGCCUCACCACCUGCUGCCUUCUGCGCCACACCUCAUGGGGCAGGAAGUGAUAAAAUCUCUGGAUUCUACUCAGGAGUCCCACCCAAUGGAGCAGGCUGGAGAUGGGAGUGGAAGGCCAAAGAGCUCAAGGCGCUCCGUGACGCGGAGUUCUGGUCAAGCUGCCUGCAGGUGCCCCAAUUGUCAGGAGGCUGAAAGGGUGGGUCAGUGUCCUGAUAACUCCAAGAAGAAGCACCUCCACAACUGCCACAUCCCUGGUUGUGGUAAGGCCUACGCCAAGACAUCCCACCUGAAGGCCCACCUGAGGUGGCACAGCGGCGACCGCCCUUUUGUCUGCAACUGGUUGUUCUGUGGCAAGCGCUUCACCCGCUCCGAUGAGUUGCAGCGGCACCUUCAAACCCACACAGGAACCAAGAAAUUUACCUGUCCUGUUUGCAACCGUGUCUUCAUGAGAAGCGACCAUCUCAGCAAGCACAUGAAGACGCAUGAGGGCAUGAAGGAGGAAGCAGAGGGAGAGGCCAAAGUGGGGACAGAACCUCCUGCCAAGGUCAAACGGGAACCUGAUGGAAGCUCUUCGAGUGCUGCUUCCCAACCCAACUGA
Messenger RNA from Varanus komodoensis (Komodo dragon), 1104 nucleotides. RefSeq names its product Sp6 transcription factor (gene SP6). Gene Ontology annotation, molecular function: RNA polymerase II cis-regulatory region sequence-specific DNA binding; DNA-binding transcription factor activity, RNA polymerase II-specific. Bases 1 to 1104 code for a protein of 367 amino acids. Lineage: Eukaryota; Metazoa; Chordata; Lepidosauria; Squamata; Varanidae. The transcript has a single exon. The record is from RefSeq and is a predicted model, not a curated record. Gene Ontology annotation, biological process: regulation of transcription by RNA polymerase II.